AUGCUCAACGCGGCCUUGGCUUAUCCUGGUAUGGGCAAGCAGUUAGCAGAAAUUAAAGCCAGACAAAGCGAUGCUGAUGAGUCGGACUCCACCGAGCUCAUUGGUGACCUCCUUACACUACAAGAUGCCGAUCUUAGCACUGUCGGCAAGAAUGUCAAAGAACUCCUCCUUGGCGGAGGGAACCCUGAGAGCUCCGAGACCUAUCGUGGUGUGCCAGCCUUGAAGAGUGCUGCUUGUGCUAAGGAUACGUGCUGUGUCUGGAAAUACAUUGCAGACGAUAUGGCCCAGCUAUUUAGAGGCUCUUCUGGUCGUUGUACAAAAUGGGCUCGCGCCGCUGUCCGUCUGGGCUUCCACGAUGCUGGCGGCUGGUCAAAGCAAACUGCUGCUCAAGGGCUACCAGGAGGUGCUGAUGGCUCUAUAUGUCUCAACGAUGAGUUGACACUGCCGGAGAACCAGGGACUGCAAGACAUCGGAGCUAAAAUGAAGGAAUGGUACGCAAAGUGGCACGACCAGCAGGGCUUCAGCACCGUCACCAUGUCAGAUCUCAUCCAGAUGAGUGCUAAUGUGGCAACUGUGGUUUGUCCGUUAGGACCUCGGGUCCGCUCCUUUGUUGGCCGCAAGGACAGCUCGGUCCAGAAUCCUCGACUGCUUCCAAGCCCCUUCCAGGAAGCGGAUGCCCUUAUUCAGCUCUUUGAGGAUAAGACUAUAAGCCCGCAUGGGCUAGUAGCUCUGCUAGGCGCACACACAACGAGCCAGCAGUUUUUCGUCAACACCAGCCGGGCAGGGGACCCCCAAGAUAGCACCCCCGGUGUUUGGGAUGUUUUAUUCUAUGGCCAGACUCUGGGAACGGCCCCCACUCCCCAGCGUGUUUUCAUGUUCCCCAGUGAUGUGUCCUUGUCACAACAUCCCUCAACAAAGCCUGAGUUUCAAGCAUUUGCAGGAUCUGGCGGACAGCAACACUGGAACGAAGACUACGCCCGCGAGUAUAUUCGUCUCAGCUUACUGGGUGUCAACAACAUCAACAACCUGACUGAGUGCACCAAGGUCCUUCCCUCAGCGAUCACGCGCUAUUCUGCACCUGACCAAAGAAACAUGGACAAGUGGCUCAACAGCUUGGGCUCCCAGUCCCCGCUUGCCAAGAAGCUUUCCGAUGCAAUCAACAACGGAGAAAGCAUUCUUUCCAACCUGAUUCUCACAAUCCUUGGCUUCAUCUUUUAA
Truncatella angustata is the source of this 1218-nucleotide messenger RNA. Its product is annotated as peroxidase. The transcript has a single exon. Gene Ontology annotation, molecular function: heme binding; peroxidase activity. The coding region runs from base 1 to 1218 and encodes 405 amino acids. Gene Ontology annotation, biological process: response to reactive oxygen species; cellular response to oxidative stress; hydrogen peroxide catabolic process. The record is from RefSeq and is a predicted model, not a curated record. NCBI's taxonomy places the organism in Eukaryota, Fungi, Ascomycota, Sordariomycetes, Amphisphaeriales, Sporocadaceae.